Patiria miniata (bat star) is the source of this 1143-nucleotide messenger RNA. RefSeq names its product beta-1 adrenergic receptor-like. Gene Ontology annotation, cellular component: dendrite; membrane. Bases 1 to 1143 code for a protein of 380 amino acids. Lineage: Eukaryota; Metazoa; Echinodermata; Asteroidea; Valvatida; Asterinidae. Gene Ontology annotation, molecular function: G protein-coupled serotonin receptor activity; neurotransmitter receptor activity. Gene Ontology annotation, biological process: G protein-coupled receptor signaling pathway, coupled to cyclic nucleotide second messenger; chemical synaptic transmission. The transcript has a single exon. The record is from RefSeq and is a predicted model, not a curated record.
AUGGAGGAAUCGGGCAAUUUCAGCGGGCAGACUUAUAGCGGCUAUUCAGAGUUAUCUACAGGAGAGAAGAUCACUUGUAUCGUACUGUAUGCUAUACUGAUGAUUCUGAUAGUCGUAGGAAACGGGCUACUCCUGUAUGUAGUCAUCAAAGCCAAGGAAUUGAAGAGAAGCAGCCGCAUCUUUCUGGUUUCGCUGACUGUGGCCGACCUCUUCCUUGGUCUUGUUGUCAUCCCAGUGCGCGUCGUACCGCAGAUCAUUGGCAUCUCAAUCGGCAGCAACUGGACCGCGCCUGACCGGUUCUGCGAGGCGUUAUACGUCCUGCAAAUCGUCGCAAUUGGAGCCUCAGUCCUAACGGUACUGGCCCUGAGCAUUGAGAGGUAUCUGGCCGUGGAGAUGCCGCUGAGGUUCCGGUCCAUGCUGACUUCUUGUCGAGCGUGCGUCGUGGUUGUUUGCUCCUGGCUCAUGAUCCUUUGCACGGCGUCCAUCCUCAUCCUCCUCUCGGUGGUACUCGAGGGUCGAUUCGUAGUCUUUGACGGGUAUUCGUCGUUGUGUAUCGUCAACAGACAAGGUGGGGCGACCCUUUUCGUGUUUCUUGGCUUCAUCGUUGUGUAUUUCCUCAUACCAUUUUGCGUCACUUGUCUUGCUUCGAUUCGCAUUCUGUACAUCGUAAAUCAUCACGCCGCAUUUCAGAAGCGCAAUAAGCCGUCCGACUGCAAUUGCACGUGCAAACACACAGCAGAGGCGAGCGGAGCCAAACAGUUGCCCCAAAGGUUGUGUAAUGGAGUUUGCCGCGGACUCUGCAAGUGUUUUCUUGGCAAUAAGAAAGCCUUGGUCACCGUUCUUAUUCUCACGCUUUCCUAUGCAGCCUUCAGUGUUCCAUUUGUUGUUUGUGUGUUUUACAUGAAGUUUUCUCCCUACAUUUUUGACCAAUUCCUUGUUGAACUAGCAACGUUGUCAUUGUUCAGCAGCUGUUUCAUCAAUGUCAUCGUAUACACAGGACGAAACAGGGCGUUCAGAGGGUCAGCCAAGCACCUUCUUUGCCGACUGCUCCAUGUGAGAUGCAACACUGUUAGAAGGCAGCCAGUCAGAUCGCAAUCCGACAACCUGAAUGUCAGUGUCUCCACCCAAGAUACACACUUGUAA